Messenger RNA from Gorilla gorilla gorilla (western lowland gorilla), 1576 nucleotides. RefSeq names its product hepatocyte growth factor activator-like. The coding region runs from base 1 to 1503 and encodes 500 amino acids. Gene Ontology annotation, molecular function: calcium ion binding; serine-type endopeptidase activity. NCBI's taxonomy places the organism in Eukaryota, Metazoa, Chordata, Mammalia, Primates, Hominidae. The record is from RefSeq and is a predicted model, not a curated record. Gene Ontology annotation, biological process: zymogen activation; blood coagulation. Gene Ontology annotation, cellular component: extracellular region; rough endoplasmic reticulum. The transcript has 10 exons.
AUGUCCCCAGCUGCCCUAGAUCCCUGUGCCUCCGGCCCCUGCCUCAAUGGAGGCUCCUGCUCCAAUACCCAGGACCCCCAGUCCUAUCACUGCAGCUGCCCCCGGGCCUUCACCGGCAAGGACUGCGGCACAGAGAAAUGCUUUGAUGAGACCCGCUACGAGUACCUGGAGGCGGGCGACCGCUGGGCCCGCGUGCGCCAGGGCCACGUGGAACAGUGCCAGUGCUUGGGGGGCCGGGCCUGGUGCAGAGGCACCCGACGUACAGCUUGUCUGAGCAGCCCUUGCCUGAACGGGGGCACCUGCCACCUGAUCGUGGCCACCGGGACCACCGUGUGUGCCUGCCCACCAGGCUUCGCUGGACGGCUCUGCAACAUCGAGCCUGAUGAGCGCUGCUUCUUGGGGAACGGCACUGGGUACCAUGGCGUGGCCAGCACCUCAGCCUCGGGCCUCAGCUGCCUGGCCUGGAACUCCGAUCUGCUCUACCAGGAGCUGCACGUGGACUCAGUGGGCACUGCGGCCCUGCUGGGCCUGGGCCCCCAUGCCUACUGCCGGAAUCCGGACAAUGACGAGAGGCCCUGGUGCUAUGUGGUGAAGGACAGCGCGCUCUCCUGGGAGUACUGCCGCCUGGAGGCCUGCGAAUCCCUCACCAGAGUCCAACUGUCACCGGAUCUCCUGGCGACCCUGUCUGAGCCAGCCUCCCCGGGGUGCCAGGCCUGCGGCAGGAGGCACAAGAAGAGGACGUUCCUGCGGCCACGUAUCAUCAGCGGCUCCUCCUUGCUGCCCGGCUCGCACCCCUGGCUGGCCGCCAUCUACAUCGGGGACAGCUUCUGCGCCGGGAGCCUGGUCCACACCUGCUGGGUGGUGUCGGCCGCCCACUGCUUCUCCCACAGCCGCCCCAGGGACAGCGUCUCCGUGGUGCUGGGCCAGCACUUCUUCAACCGCACGACGGACGUGGCACAGACCUUCGGCAUCGAGAAGUACAUCCCAUACACCCUGUACUCGGUGUUCAACCCCAGCGACCACGACCUUGUCCUGAUCCGGCUGAAGAAGAAAGGGGACCGCUGUGCCACACGCUCACAGUUCGUGCAGCCCAUCUGCCUGCCCGAGCCCGGCAGCACCUUCCCUGCAGGACACAAGUGCCAGAUUGCGGGCUGGGGCCACUUGGAUGAGAACGUGAGCGGCUACUCCAGCUCCCUGCAGGAGGCCCUGGUCCCGCUGGUCGCCGACCACAAGUGCAGCAGCCCUGAGGUCUACGGCGCCGACAUCAGCCCCAACAUGCUCUGUGCCGGCUACUUCGACUGCAAGUCCAACGCCUGCCAGGGGGACUCAGGGGGGCCCCUGGCCUGCGAGAAGAACGGCGUGGCUUACCUUUACGGCAUCAUCAGCUGGGGUGACGGCUGCGGGCGGCUCCAUAAGCCGGGGGUCUACACCCACGUGGCCAACUAUGUGGACUGGAUCAACGACCGGAUACGGCCUCCCAGGCGGCUUGUGGCUCCCUCCUGACCCUCCAGCGGGACACCCUGGUUCCCACCAUUCCCUGCCUUGCUGACAAUAAAGAUAUUUCCAAGAACCCGGC